This is a messenger RNA of Beta vulgaris subsp. vulgaris (sugar beet), 1521 nucleotides long. RefSeq lists its product as uncharacterized. NCBI's taxonomy places the organism in Eukaryota, Viridiplantae, Streptophyta, Magnoliopsida, Caryophyllales, Amaranthaceae. The transcript is spliced from 2 exons. Bases 162 to 1130 code for a protein of 322 amino acids. The record is from RefSeq and is a predicted model, not a curated record.
CCUCUUGGCAUGAUGGAAGUUGACUUGUAACACACAAAACGCAAAUCUGUCUAGUUUCUCAACCUCAUUAGCAAACAUUUUUCUUAGAAUUAGGCGGCCAUUCAUUAUCAAUUUAUCAAUUUUUUUGAUAGUAAGUUGUAUAUAGGGACAGGAAGGAAAUAAUGGAUGACACAAGUGGGGGAAACUUAAAGAGAGUGAAGGAGCUAUGGAGUACAUGGGAUAUCCGUGUUUUCAUGCUUACCAGUCUCCUCAUUCAAGCAUUGCUCACAAUCCUAGCACCUCGCCGAAAACGGAGUGCAAGCAGCUUCCUUAAUUUUUCAAUGUGGUUGCUUUACUUGUCAGCUGAUGCAGUUGCAUUAUUCACAAUUGGUUUGAUUGCCAACGGCGAUGAUGAUUCUCCUCAAAGGGAAGAUCUACUAGCAUUUUGGGCGCCAUUUCUUUUGUUACAUCUUGGUGGUCCAGACACAAUUACUGCUCUAGCUUUGGAAGAUAACGAGCUAUGGCAUCGACACGCUCUUCAACUUGCAGCACAGGUUGCUGUUACUAUCUAUGUGUUUGUUCGGUCUCUUCGAAGUAACAAUUACCUGUUGUGGCCAACGCUUCUCAUGUUUGUUGAUGGAGUUAUCAAGUACGUUGAGCGAACAGAGGCUCUGUAUUUCGCUAGCAUGGAUAGCUUCAGAGAGUCCUUCAGGACUAAACCUGAAGCUGGUCCCGACUAUGCCAUGUUUAUGGAAGAGUAUUCUGCUGCGGCAACUGCUCAUAUUCCAAUUACUAUUCAAGAUCGACCCUUCAAAGGUCAAGAAAAUUCACAAGUAAGAAAUCCUCAAGACAUUUUGAGUUCGAGUUCCUCCAAAGUACAAGGCAUAAAUGUCAUCAGUAAUGCAAAUGCCCCAGAGGAGGAAAAUGCGAUGAUUGAACAUGCUUAUAACUUCUAUAAAAAGUUCAAAGGCAUCCUAGCUGAUGCUUUUCUAACUUUAAAAGAUCGCGAGGAAAGUCGUUCUUUUUUCCUCAAUGCAAGAGCCUCAAAAGCUUUUAGGAUUGUGGAGAUUGAGCUCAACUUCAUCUAUGAUGUUUUCUACACGAAGGUGUUCUUGAUACUAAAAAAAACAAGUUUAUCUUCGGAUUAUUAGCUUUUCCUCUGUCGUGACAUCUUUGUUAAUAUUUUCUUUAAAAUAUAAGGGCAAGUACGACAACAUUGAUGUUGCAAUAACUUUUGCAUUGCUUGGGGGUGCCAUAGCUCUAGACAUAUAUGUGAGUCUCAUGCUUGUUUUGUCUGAUUGGUGGAUAAUAAUCACUCCCGAGCAAGGCAUAACGAAAUACUUGAGAUCUAUAUUAAUACGGUUGCUUCAGUUUUCGACCUGCACAAAAGAUAACAGUCACUGUAGAUGGUCUCAGUACAUGUCAAAGUACAACCUACUAGAACGUUGCUUUAAGGAUCCUCCUUCAAUAUUGAAGUAUAUAUUCAUAAAGGGAAUUAAGGAUGCUUUGAUUGGUUUUUUAUACGUCGCCAAAAAGCAGGUU